Carcharodon carcharias (great white shark) is the source of this 1830-nucleotide messenger RNA. Its product is annotated as dual specificity protein phosphatase 8-like. Bases 91 to 1830 code for a protein of 579 amino acids. Lineage: Eukaryota; Metazoa; Chordata; Chondrichthyes; Lamniformes; Lamnidae. The transcript has 7 exons. The record is from RefSeq and is a predicted model, not a curated record. Gene Ontology annotation, biological process: protein dephosphorylation; negative regulation of MAPK cascade. Gene Ontology annotation, cellular component: cytoplasm. Gene Ontology annotation, molecular function: protein tyrosine/threonine phosphatase activity; MAP kinase tyrosine/serine/threonine phosphatase activity.
AUAAACAUCAAAGCAGCUGCCGCCGACAAGAUUCUUAAAAAAAAACCUGCAACAGGAGAAAGGUUUAUUUUUUUUUUAAAAAAGAACCUAAUGGCAGGAGACAAGAAGCCAGUGAAAGCCAUCAGGGCCAAUCGGCUGGCAACCAUGUUGCAAGGCCAGAAGGAGAAGAUGUUGGUCAUUGACUGUCGUCCUGUUGCAGACUACCACAUCCUGCACGUGCUAAACGCAGUUAAUAUCUGCGCCUCGAAGAUCACCAGAAAAUCUUUAGCUCGAGCCCUAUUGUCUCUUGCUACUCCUCAGAUAAAGGACCCAGAAGCAAAGGAGCUGGUGCUGUAUGACCAAGAAACAAAGGAAGCAAAGAGUCCUCCAGCCAGUGACAUCAUUGCCGUUCUCCUGCGAAAACUGGAGAAACAGUUCAACAAUGUAUAUUUUCUUAAAGGGGGCUUUGUGGAGUUUUCCUCUUGCUUUCCCAGCUUGUGUGAAGGGAAGUCAAGCAACUCCCUGCCCAGCAGCAUCUCACAGCCGUGUCUCUCCACCUGUGACAUGGGACCCACUCAGAUCCUCCCGUAUUUCUACUUGGGCUCUCAGAAUGAUGUUCUAAAUAAGGAAUUGAUGGUUCAAAAUGGGAUCACACACAUCUUGAAUGUGAGCAGUAACUGCCCAAAGCCCGCCUUCAUCCCUGACAGCCAUUUCCUACGGAUCCCAGUCAACGACAGCUACUGUGAGAGUCUCUUACCUUGGCUGAACAAGUCUGUGGAAUUUAUAGACAUGGUGCGGUCAAUGAAGUCUCGGGUUUUGGUUCAUUGCUUGGCUGGGAUCUCACGGUCUGCGGCGAUCGCCAUAGCUUAUGUCAUGAGGACAAUGGAUUUCUCUUUGGACGAUGCAUACAGGUUUGUGAAAGACCGAAGACCAUCAAUAUCUCCUAACUUCAACUUCCUGGGUCAGUUAGUGGAAUAUGAAAAGAGCAUCCAACAUAUCCAGGCUCCAGCCCACUCGAAGCAAAGCCUCCUUCACCCAAGGAACACCCCAGCAGAAGAAACCUCCCAGGCAGAGACUUGUGAAGAGUCCGAUGAAGACGUAGAAAUAUUUACCCCUCAAUUUUCCACCAAGAUCAUUCCAGGACAACAUCCAGACCUUUUGGAUAAAGGACCUGGCAAUGACGCAGGCAGUAUUCCCAAGAAUUUUGAGAAGGGCCCUCCAGAGAUGGCAGACUUACAGUACGAGCUCGCUGACCUCCGCCUCUCAGCUGAGCAAACGUCGCACACCAGCUGCUUGAAACGCUCUUUCUCACUGGACGUGAAGUCCGCCUACUCUUCCACCCCGUGCUUCAGCUGCUACCAGGCUGCACAGCCAGCGGAAACAGGCCCCAUCCCAAAGCUGCUGGGAUUCCAGAGCAAGUUAGUCACUGGCACCUUCAACCCAUUCACCCUUUUGUUCGGGAAUGCUAGGAAAAGCCGUGGAAAAGAUGGCACUGCGUCCAACGGAGCCACGCGGACCCUGAAGCCCCAGCAGAAAUGCAGCUGCCUCGAGACAGCUUCCCCAAUCAUUGGUAUUGACCAAGGACCAAUGGGUUCACCUUGCGUGGAUCCCAAGAAGGACAGUGUUCAGAAUAAUCCCACCACAAGGCUGACGCUGAGCUUGCCCAUUCCCAGGCAGUCGUCAUCGCCACUGCUCGAUUACAGAGCCUGCCUCAUAACGGUGCAUGGAAAGAGGACAGAAUUAUCUCUAUUUGAGCACCCUUACAGUGACCCUGCAGAUUUCAAGUCCAUCAAACCCAGUCACAUCACAAGGAACGUGGGCCUCUACACUGACAACGCAGUGAAAUCGUAA